AUGAUGGAACCUUCGGCCUCCACCUCUGCGACGCCCGCUCCCGCCGCUCCCACCUUUGCCGCGACCUCAUCUCCAGGCGCUGGAGGCAACGGACAUAACUCGGCCACAGCCCCUGGGACUGCGAUGCUACGCCAGCUCUCGAAUCAAUUUAAAUCGCAAAUUUCGCAGGUGCAGAUGCCCCCAGCCAUUAAAGAGCGCACAGACGAACUAGAGCGCCGCAUCUCGGCCACAGACAUCGCGCGCAUCAAUGGCUACAUGCGACUGGUCAAUAUCGUGUUCGCUAGCGGUCUAUGGGUUACGUGCUUCCUUCGCAUGUUUCAAGCACCCAGCUACUCGCAUUUCCUCGUCUGUAUCUACAUAAUGUUUCUAAGUGCAGGGCUGGUGUUUAUCGAAAACCAUGAGCGUUUUCCGUCUGUUGCGGACCGUAUUAAGGCCAAUUUCGGCUUCAUGUUUUCAGCCAUUGGCAAGGCAUCUUACAUUCUAUGUAUCGCGUUCCUUGCCGUCUCGCAAGGCUGGAUCGGCUGGAUUCUUGGAAUGAGCUUCUUCUUUUUGGCUCUUUUCAAUUUCUUCCUUAUCCACCGACACCCGGCGUACAAACAGGCUAUGCUGCAGUCAACGGGCGGUAGCGCUAUAAGUGCUCAACAGGAGGAGGCAGACCUUGAGUCCAUGCCUGAACUCCGCUACAAUCAAAAGCAGGCGCAAGUGCCCGCAGUUGGAACGUCGAGUGCUUCCGGUGCUCAACCGUCUCAUGUUUCGGUGUGA
This is a messenger RNA of Plasmopara halstedii, 762 nucleotides long. RefSeq names its product Golgi apparatus membrane protein TVP15. NCBI's taxonomy places the organism in Eukaryota, Oomycota, Peronosporomycetes, Peronosporales, Peronosporaceae. The transcript has 4 exons. The record is from RefSeq and is a predicted model, not a curated record. Bases 1 to 762 code for a protein of 253 amino acids.